AACAAUACCUGGAUGUCGACCGUCGACGCGAUUCGGAACGGCGCGGCGCGUCACGAUGAGCUCAUCCGCCAGAUUGGCGAACUGGAUCACGCACCCCCAGCGCUGCAGGCCCAGCAGGAGCACGUCGCCGGGCUCGAGACGCGCCUCUGCAACGUCAAGAUCAACAUCGCGAAGUUCGAGAAGAAAACGGAGAGGGAGAAGAAGGAGCACAGGGAUGUCAAGGAUAGUAUUGUCAGGAAGCUCACCUAUCGUAUGACUGGCAAGGGCGAUAAGUUCAAGGAGCGCAUUACGAAGGAGGAAAAGGAGUUCGCCGACGCACUGGCCAAAGAGAUGCGGGCGAAGGAUUGGGCGGAGACGCUCCAAGGCAUGUUGGAUGAAGCGAUUAAGGUGAUGCAAGACCUCGCUGCCAAAACGGCCCACCAUACGGAGCUCAAAUCACAGCUCGACCAGUUGUACAGCUCCAUCUUUGACGGUCCCACCUCCGAAUUCCCAAUGGACGACCAACUUGAGCGCACGCUUUUACAAGCUCAGCAGCAGCAUGACCAGAUCCAGCAGCGGCUUAACAAAGAAUCUCAAGUCGUCGACCUCCUGCAGCGCGCGGACGACUGCUGCAGUAGAGCAGAGGUGCAGAUGAAGGAGGCGCUGGAUUACUCGACAUGGGACAUGUUCGGCGGUGGGGUGUGCGCAGACAUGGCGGAGCGCAACGCGCUCAACGCCGCGAUGAGCCUCGCGGCGCAGGCGGAGAUGAUGGUGCACCAGGCGUCGAUGCAGGCGAACAAGCCUGGAGAUGUGCAGCUUGUGCCGGCGCUGCAGUUGCCGCAGAUCUCGUCGUUUGGAGAUGUACUGUUCGACAAUAUCAUCACCGAUAUGAAUGCUCAUGAUAAAAUAGAAAAGUCGGCAGCCCAGCUCCGAGCCGCCCACGAAAUGGUCAAAGCACAGCUCGCCAGUGCACGCGCCCGCGCCGACGCGGUUGGCAACGACCUCGUGCAGGCAUCAGACAAGCUUUCGAGUGCACGCACCGAGCUCGCGGCUUACCGCAAGAACAUAAUCGCCCAUGUCGCCCACGGCAAUGACAACAGCGCGAACGCUCAGCCCGCACCGCGGUAUGCACCUCCACCCUACCUGCCUGCGGGCGAACCGAUACCUAUCUCGGAGGGACCGUCUUUAGGAAACCGAUAUGCUGCGCAUCCGGCAUGCGCUGGGGCGGGUGAAACUUCGCCAGGAUCGUGAGCGCCAUUUUUUGCAA
Messenger RNA from Coniophora puteana RWD-64-598 SS2, 1246 nucleotides. RefSeq lists its product as uncharacterized. Bases 13 to 1230 code for a protein of 405 amino acids. Lineage: Eukaryota; Fungi; Basidiomycota; Agaricomycetes; Boletales; Coniophoraceae. The transcript is spliced from 9 exons. The record is from RefSeq and is a predicted model, not a curated record.